Molecule: messenger RNA, 2094 nt
Organism: Eupeodes corollae
Lineage: Eukaryota; Metazoa; Arthropoda; Insecta; Diptera; Syrphidae
Product: signal transducer and activator of transcription C-like
Exons: 3
Coding region: 923-2044 (373 amino acids)
Molecular function (GO): transcription coactivator activity
Source: RefSeq, a predicted model, not a curated record
UCCCAUUUCGGGCAAAUCCAAAAAUCUUAGAUGUAAAUGGCUGCCUGUUUUGACAACUGUUCGGGGAAUCGUUCGUGAGAGAGUCCUUUGAAAUACAAAAAAAAAGAAGAAGAAAAAUUCGGUUAGAAAAAAAAGAAGUUGGUGAAAAAAAGAAAGAAAAAGUUUAUUUAUCUCAAAACGGGUGUAGCCAAAAGUUUUCAUUUAAACUCGCGAUACAUUUUUCCUCAAAGUUCAAUAUCUAAAUAGUGCAUUGAAAAACAAGUUAAAAUACAAAACUUCUUCUUAUUUCGUUUACAAAAUUAUAGUUUGGUCUCUUUUCAUUCAAUUUCGCAAUGCAAAAAUGAUUCGUCGAAGCAAACAAACAAACUAAUUAAAAUGUUAAAUAGUGUGUAAAUAAAAUAAAAUAUUAUUAAUGUAGGUAUAGUAUUAUCUGUGUUAAAUAAAUCUUAACAAAAUAUUAAUUUAAAUUAUUACAAAAAUAAAAAAAUUAAAAUGUUGUUAUAGUGUUAAAUAAAAAAAAAAUUGUAAAAAAUAAAUAAUAAUUUUAAAAUUAUUAUAAUUAGAAAAUGUCGGAUUGAAUUCAAAAUGGCCACGUUAAGCUAAUAGCGGUGCGAGUGCGUGACGUACGAGAACGUGUUAAAAGGGCGCGGACGAGGACAAGGACAAGGACGAGAACGAGAACCAAAACGAAACGACGACGGCGACGAAGACGACGACGAAGGGGGGAUUCGAAAUACGAGUAAAAUAUCGGGUUUCGACGAAGGACGACUUAGAAAGCGUAGUUUAGAAAUUCAAAAAAAGAAAAUUUCAAAAAAAUCGUGUCCAAAUUUAAAUGUGCUAUUUCUUGUGUCCAUACAAAUCAUCUCUUUGUCCAUAUAAAUGAGUCUUCUUCUGUCCAUAUAAAUGCAUAACGCACCAAGAAAUGGAUCCAAAUAAAUUCUAUUGUCGCAGCAAUAAUAUUAACAUCAAUAAUAGCAGCAGCAGCAACAACAACAACAAUUGCAACAACAAUGGCUCACAAACAUCAUCAAUAGCUUCUUCCUCGUCGUCGGUAUCAUCGUCUGCGGCGGCAGCAAUAGCUGCUGCAGCUGCAACUGCGGCUGCAGCAACAGCCGCCUCAUCUAAUAUCGGCCAAGAUAUUGUACCGAAGGGCAAAUCCCAGCAAUUGAAUCGGGGGACCAAUACAGGAAAUUACAUAAAUGUUCUGCCUGUUCCCAUUGGAGUGCAGUACCAUCGGAGGAAAUUAACGCCCCAGGAAUAUCAGUCACGUCUGUAUUACAAUGGCACAGACUAUCGAUGUCGGGAGGAUUAUUAUAACCUUGCAGCAACGAGUGGUCGGUUAAGUACGACAUCUCCAUCGCCUUCAUUGCAACAGCAACAACAACAGCAGCAACAGCAACAACAGCCACAACAAAGUCAUCAACAGCAACAACAUCAACUUCAACAACACCAACAACAACCACAACAACAACAACAGCAACAACAACAACAACAACAACAGCAACAUCACCACCAACAUCAUCAUGUCCACCAACAGCACCACCAUCAACAGCAGCAACAUCAACAACAACAACAACAACAGCAGCAACAUCAACAACAACAACAGCAACAACAUCUGCAUCAGCAACAUUGCACGGAUAUUGUUGAUGAGGUGUUGAACAGUAGUCGGGUUGUUGCCACUCAAACCAGUAACGGUAAUUGUGAACAAAUAGUGUCGACAGGUUUUGGUAGUAGCACAAGUGGUGUGGGUGGUGGGGGCGGUAGUGCAUCAUCGCUGCCCCCACCGCCAGUGUUGUACACGGUGCAUAGGGUAGUGACAACGGCUCAAAUACAAACGGCCGGUGGUAAUACGUUUGCCUCGUCAUCGAGCGUGUCGAGUGUUGUUAGUGCGGUGCGGGGGGGUGAAGCGGCCGAAUGCUUAACGGCCGCAGUCAGUGGGGCCAGUGGUGUAGGAGGAGUUGGUGGAACAUCAGCAGCAGCAGCAACAGCAGUAGCAAUUGCCUCAGCGGGAGGACUCAGAAGUUCACCUGGUGAGUUAACAUAAUAAUUUAUUGAUUAUGCUGUUUUUCCUUUAGCCUUAUGUACAAUUUUAUG